This is a messenger RNA of Phragmites australis (common reed), 1686 nucleotides long. Its product is annotated as putative RING-H2 finger protein ATL12. Bases 285 to 1505 code for a protein of 406 amino acids. The record is from RefSeq and is a predicted model, not a curated record. Lineage: Eukaryota; Viridiplantae; Streptophyta; Magnoliopsida; Poales; Poaceae. The transcript has a single exon.
AGGAUGUAACCUGGGGAGGCGGGCAGGCUGGGCUCAAGGGAAUGAAAUCACCAGGAAGCUAACAACAGCACACAACCAAAUACUCUACUAGCAAGGAAGAAUGGAAAACAGGUCGCGGCGCCCUUUCUCUUGUCUCCUCUGCUAGCUCAGCUCAUUCAGUAGCAGCCUCCCUGUCCAUGGCAGCUCUCUCCGGCCGGCGGUCAGCUCCUCCCUCCGUCCCCACCCCCACCCCGACGCUGAGCAACGCAUACGCAUAGACCCGAAAGGCAAAACUAAAAGAGUCCAUGGCGCGCCUCGCUCUCCUCGCAGCUCUCGUCUCCGCGGUGGCGUGCGCCGCGGCAGCGCAGCCGGCCACCACAGAGGCUGCUCCGGAGAACCCACCGGGCGUCGGCAUCAAGGUCUCGUUCCGGCCGAGCGUGGUCAUCGUGCUCGGCAUCUUCACCAUGAUCUUCUCCCUCACCUUCCUCCUCCUCAUGUACGCCAAGUUCUGCCACCCCUCCUCCUCGCCGCUGCCCGCCUCUCUCCCGACUAGCGUGCCCGGAAUAAGCAAUGACACAGCGACAAAUCAGGCCGGCGUCCCCAAGCCGGUGAUCGAGUCGCUCCCCUUCUUCCGCUUCGCCACGCUGCGCGGGGCGCGCCAGGGGAUGGAGUGCUCCGUGUGCCUGGCCCGCUUCGACGACGCCGACCUCCUCCGCCUCCUCCCGCGCUGCCGCCACGCCUUCCACCUUGACUGCGUCGACCGAUGGCUCGAGUCCAACGCCAGCUGCCCACUCUGCCGAACGAGGGUCGACGCCGACGACGCCACGCUCGGCCUCAAGUACGCCGCCAGCGCCCGCAUCGUAUUCGGUGGCUCCGACGACACCGUGGGGAGCGGCCGCGACCUUCUCGACAUCUUCGUCGAGCGCGUGCCGUCCUCGAGGUUUCUUGCAGGCACCGACUGCAAGGAGGAGGAGGAGGAGCAACCGCCGCACAUGGUGUCGUCGGAGUUGGACAGGCACAAGCACCGCAUCAUCGUGUCGUCCGUGGUGUUCAAGAGCCGGUGGAGCGAGCUCAACUCCGCCGAUCUCAUCGCGCUCGACACCGAAAUGCUCCGCUCCAUGUCCAGCGGGCGCUUCUUCCCGUCCUACUCCCCGGAGUACAACGAAGCCAACAAGAUAUCAGCAGCAGCGGAGGAGGAGGUGGAUGAUGUCGCGGCGACGACGAUCAGAGAGGAGACGGAGAGGAAGCGACUGCUGGGGAGCAAGCAGCACAUGGGGGACGGCAGAGGCGGCGGGUGCAGCAACUCGGCGGCAGUUGACGCGGUGUCUGCGUCUGCGGCAAGGAUGAUAUCGUCCGGUGUGCGGUCCGUGUCGGAGAUCGUGAGCCUGCCGAGGAGGAGGGAGCGGCUGACGGAGGAAGGCGAUCGGCGGUGGCUGCCGAUCGCACGGCGGACGGCGCGGUGGUUCGCCGGACGCGCCAAGGGGGAGGAGGAAGGACCUGUCCACGUCGUGGCGGCGCAUGUCUGAUGGAGUCAGUAGGUGUAAACGAACACUAGAAAAGAAAAGUGAAAAUGAAUUAUAAUAUAUCGUCUAUUUGGAUAUGCGUCGUCGUUGUGUCGUCCACAUGUACCGCACCUUGUUUUUCCCAUAUACUUAUUAUUGUGUUUUGAACUUUUAUAUAGUUACUAUUACUGCUAUUAGAGACGAA